Aplosporella prunicola CBS 121167 is the source of this 2007-nucleotide messenger RNA. RefSeq lists its product as uncharacterized. The coding region runs from base 1 to 2007 and encodes 668 amino acids. Gene Ontology annotation, molecular function: protein binding. Lineage: Eukaryota; Fungi; Ascomycota; Dothideomycetes; Botryosphaeriales; Aplosporellaceae. The record is from RefSeq and is a predicted model, not a curated record. The transcript is spliced from 2 exons.
AUGUCUGCACCCUUGACGCCGCGCGUGUCGCGCAAGUCUAAGCUGCUCCACCUCAGCUACGAUCUCCCGCACCGCGUCAAUGUCGCCGGCAUAUACCCCAAACAAGCCCCCAAUGGCUCAACCGUCAUCGUUUACGGACAUUCCAACGGCCUGCGCAUAGUAUGGAGGGGUGGUCGCCCGCUCAAGACCCGCGCUGCCGUCAACGACGACGAGCCCAAGGUCAACGGCACCUCUAAGGAUGUUGUUAUGGUCGAUCUCACCGACGACGACGACGACGAAACACCGCAAGCACCUUCUCAGCCCGCCGCCCAGGAUGCAGAAUUCGAGCCAGAUGAGGAUGAGCAGGAUGAAGCAGAGCCUUAUCCGCGAGUUGUGCAGCAUCUCGACCUCCCGCUGGGCACCGAGGUUCUCUAUUUAUCGUUCCCUCACAUUCCUUCCGUGUCGCCUUACCGGCCCGCCGACUCGAUACCACCCAUAUUCAACCAGAAAAUAGUAUUCUCUGUGGCCUGCGCCGACUCUAGCGUGCGCGUUAUCACCCUGCCGCUUCUUCCUCCGUCCGAGGCUCGGAAAGCUGCCGACCCCAGCAAGCACAAAGCACCCUACGGCGAACAGAUCUUGCGUAUCGAGGGCCAGCAUGGCCAUCAGGUCAUACCGAAUGCUGUCUCCAUGACAUGGAGCUCUCGCGACCCGGAAGGCAUCUUUGAUGAUGUUGAUAUGGACGUUGAGGAAUCGGACGAGGAGGACGGCCCACGCCGGCGGAGACGUAUUGGAUCGGCGGAAGAUGAAGUACGAGAGUGGGAUCUCUUUGUGGCCUCACAUUCCAACGAGCUCUCUGGAUUACUGCACAUUUUCUGCAUCCCGCUGAUCUCUAAUGGAGACCUUCAGUCAUUGUCCACCGACCCCAUCUUCCCCUACAGGACGCAGUACCUUUCUUCCCCCGCCUCUCAUAUCGCUUUCAGUUCGGCACAAUACCCUAGUCAACGGCAUCUACAGGUUCUUGCUGUGGACACAAAAGGUUCUGUGAGGAUUUACGAUCCACUCGCGCCAAUCCGGAUGCGCCCGCGGUCAUCACGCUCUGUCAACACUGAUGAGUCCAGAUUAGGUGCAUGGGUUGCCGCCUUUUCGACAGGCUUUGAAAUGCCCAAGCAAUCCAAAACCGGACCACCUGGUCUCGCACAUCGCAGGCGCAUCCUCGACGCCAAAUGGACAUCCGAUGGAAAGAGCAUCCUGGCUCUCCUUUCCGACGGUGAAUGGGGUGUCUGGGACGUCGACGGCUCCGGUCCUGGUGCUUCUCGCACCAAAACCGUUUCUACUUUCGCGAUUCGUGGCUUCAUCAGCGGCACCACCCAAGCCACGACCUCAACCGUUGCUCCCACCAAAACCUCCGGCAGCUUCAAAUCCCUGGCCCUUGCACCCAUGACACCUAAUACGCGUCGCGCCAAGGAAGAGAACCUGUUCCAUGGCCCAGCAACGGCCCCCACAAAUAACGAUACGCCUCGCGGUGGCAUCUCUGUUUCCACCUCAGUGAACAACUCCACUGGGGCAGUGGAGGAUUCUGUAGUCCUCUGGUACGGCGACGAGGCCUUCCGCAUUCCACAUCUUCAGCAGUUCUGGGCGCGUUCCGGUAGCAGCACGCUGUACGGGCCCGGUCUCACGAAAGUCGAUGGAUUGAACUUGCAGGGCGAGAUGAUUGGCGGAAUUGAGCAAUUUGCACGCAAAGCCACCGAGGCACGCAUGGGAAUACCACGCGACCUUCUCAUCAGGAGCGAGAGUCGACUGAUUGUUCUGGCGCACAGCAGUCCCUCGAAACCAGCAAGCGGUGGUAGCAGCCUGUUCGCUAAAGAGUUGGAAGAACGCCAGCAGGAGGACAAGAUCGACCGCGAUCUGCUGAAGAGAGGCGAGCUGGACCUGGGCGGCAUGGACCGCCUACUAGAGGGAAUGACUGGCGGUGCCGGCGAAGGGCCCGUCAGGAGAGUUGGAUUCACGGGCUUGGCCUCGUCGAGGUAG